Messenger RNA from Blepharisma stoltei, 261 nucleotides. Lineage: Eukaryota; Ciliophora; Heterotrichea; Heterotrichida; Blepharismidae. The record is from the annotation of a GenBank genome assembly.
AUGUUAUUAUGGGUCAGCUUGUCUAAACAAGAAAAAGUAAAAAUGGCACUUUUCCUCAAUCAGCCAAAUUGGAUUAGGCUGAAUUUCUCAGGAAUCUACUUCUCCAAGAAAGAGAUAACAAGUAUUUAUUUUAGAUGACAGAGAUACGCUUAUAGCAAAUUAUAUGAAUUUUCUGUUUUCAGGCAGAAAAUAAUGCAAUGCAGACAUCAAAGAAAGAGUAGAAGAAACUCGCUAUGAGAUCAAAAACUUGAAAAAUUAUAA